AUGGCUCUGAUCAUCGUCUCGGGACUGGCAUCGUCGGGGCGCUCUGCGCGCUCUGCGCAGAUCAAGGAGGACUUCGAGCGGCGCAUCCAGGAAGCUGCUUCGGCCGGCUCGACUUCCUCACAGCCUCUGCCGAACCGCGUCGUGAUCGUGUCGGACCACGACAUCCACGUCUCGCGCUCCGCCUACUCUUCGCAGCGCACCGAAAAGCCCGCUCGCGCUUCGUACCUCUCUGCAGUCACACGCGCUCUCGGUAGGGAUACGAUCGUGAUUGCCGAUGGCGGCGCGGGGCUCAACAUCAAAGGAUUCCGCUACCAGCUGUGGUGUGCCGCACGCGAGGUAGGCGUUCGCUGCCUCUCGGUGCACGUCCACGCGCCCCCCGCCGUAUGCAAGUACUGGAACACAACACGAAGAAGUCAACAAGGAGAAAGCGCCAGCUAUGAUGACGAGACCCUCGAUAGCCUGCUGAUGCGUUUCGAGGAACCCAAUGCAAUGACGCGCUGGGACUCGCCCCUCUUCCUCGUUCCCACUACAUAUUCCGGCUCAGCAGAGGACGGCGUAGAUGCGGACAAGAUCGUGGUCGAGGCGGCUCCCUUCGAUGACAUCUGGAACGCCGCUGUAUUGGGCUCGGUCAGCAAAGCGCCCGAAGUGGUCGCACCGACUCGGUCGACCACCGCCAACUAUCUCUCCCUCCUUGAAUCUUUCACACAAGCCGUCGUAUCGUGCAUUCUUCAACACCAGUCAUCGCUUGGGCUGCAACCCGGAACAUCUGUGCCGAUCUCACACGAGAGCUUCGGCGGCGCAAAGUUGGACUUCACUCCACCGAGCGACAAGCCCGUGACGCUCGCUUCGCUGCAGCGAAUUCGACGCCAGUUCGUCCGCAUGCACAGCUCCGGCUCGGCCCAGAUCAACCAACUCGGCAAUGCGGCCCGCGAAGAAGGCGUCCACUUCAGCCUCACCUCCAAAAAACAAAACGCACAGUCCGCUGUGCAACAGCCGCAGUCGACAGAAUACGCCAUCGCAAAGCGAUUCCUUGCCUUCCUCCAAACCGCCCUCUAG
Moesziomyces antarcticus is the source of this 1056-nucleotide messenger RNA. Its product is annotated as chromatin associated protein KTI12. Bases 1 to 1056 code for a protein of 351 amino acids. The transcript has a single exon. The record is from RefSeq and is a predicted model, not a curated record. NCBI's taxonomy places the organism in Eukaryota, Fungi, Basidiomycota, Ustilaginomycetes, Ustilaginales, Ustilaginaceae.